AUGUAUCUAUCUCGGCCUGUUCUUUAUCUAUCUAUCUAUCUAUCUAUCUAUUCGUAUCUAUCGCUCUCGGCCUGUUCAUAUCUAUCUAUCAAUUCACAUCUAUCUCGGCCUGUUCAUAUCUAUCUAUCUAUCUAUCUAUCUAUCUAUCUUUAUUUUGUUGUCAUCUCUCAUAAACCCGUCUGUGCUUUAUCUAUCUAUUUAUCUAUCUAUCUAAAGUCUGUUCAUAUCUAUCUAUCUAUCUAUCUAAAAUCUGUUCAUAUCUAUCUAUCUCCACCUAUUUUCUCAUAUUUUAGUCUAUUCCUGAUCUAUCUUUCUAUCCAUAUAAAGUCUGUUAAUAUCUAUCUAUUUAUCUAUCUAUCUAUCUUUCUAUCUAUCUAUCUCCGCCUAUUUUCUCAUAUUUUAGUCUAUUGCGGAUCUAUUUAUCUAUCUAUCAAUCUAUCUUUCUAUCUAUCUAAAAUCUUCUGCUCAUAUCUAUCUAUCUAUCUAUCUCCGCCUAUUUUCUUAUAUUUUAAUCUAUUCCUGAUCUAUCUAUCUAAAAUCUGUUCAUAUCUAUUUAUCUAUCUAUCUUUCUUUCUAUCUAUCUCCACCUAUUUUCUCAUAUUUUAUCUGUUCAUAUCUAUCUAUAUAUCUAUCUAUCUAUCUAUCUAUCUAUCUAUCUAUCUAUCUCCGCCUAUUUUCUCAUAUUUUAGUCUAUUGCUGAUCUAUCUAUCUAUCUAUCUAAAAUCUGUUCAUAUCUAUCUAUCUAUUUAUCUAUCUAUCUAUGUAUCUUCUCCCAGGUUGCCGGGUAUAGGCACCCCGGGGGAAAAGGUUGGCUGCUGCGCCGUAUGUCUUUACACCAGUCAUCAUCACCACCUUUUAAAUGAGGGCCAGCGCCGGUACUCUGUCCCAUCUAACUAUCUAUCUAUCUAUCUCAGUCUGUUCAUAUCUAUCUAUCUAUCUAUCUAUCUGAGCCUGUUCAAAUCUAUCAAUCUGUCUAUCUAUCUGUCUUUCUAUCUUUCUAUCUGUCUGUCUAUCUAUCUACCUAUUUAUAUCUAUCUCUAUCGCUCUGUUCAUAUCUCGACCUGUUCCUUUAUAUCUAUUUUGCCUGUUCAUAUCUAUCUAUUCUAUGCUCUCUCCGCCUCCUAUUCAUAUCUAUCUAUUCAUAUCUCUCUCCGCCUGUUCAUAUCUAUCUAUCUAUUCAUCUCACUCUUCUCUUUCCCUCUCUCUCUCUCUCUCUCUCUCUCUCUCUUUCUCUCGUCUAUCUAUCUAUCUAUGACAUAUUGUUCUUUAUUUAUCUCUCUCUGUAUCUCUCUGUUCAGAUCCCCAUCUAUCUCAGCCUGUUAUCUAUCUAUCUAUCUAUCUAUCUAUCUAUCUAUUUAUUUUUUUUUUUUGGCGGGGGGGCGACCCUUUUUCAGAGAAAAUCGUAUAUCGAAAUGUUGA
Messenger RNA from Acanthosepion pharaonis, 1419 nucleotides. Lineage: Eukaryota; Metazoa; Mollusca; Cephalopoda; Sepiida; Sepiidae. The record is from the annotation of a GenBank genome assembly.